AUGGGCGCAUUCGCAGGAGCAUUCGCAGCACUCGUGUACCUGGCACUCGCCGGGGUCGAGAUCACGGCGUUGUUUAAGCUUGCUCUUUUCGGGCCUGCUCUGUCCAAGGCCAAGGACCUGCUGACAACCGACGCCUGCUUCGCGCAUCCCGGCAUGCAGUCCUACCCCUGGCUGGGACGCUACUUGAACCAGAUGCUGUGCACGAUCAACUUGAUUUUCGAUUCGGGCGCGAACGGGCCCAAGCCUCCCGCGGUGCUGCUUAACACCUUUGGACCUCUGUUCAUGACUGCCGUUGCGAUUGCGACCUUUGAAAGCUUCCGCAACGUUCACCGUGCAAACAAAGGCAUCAGCGGACUGAUCUCGCGCGCUGCGAGCUUCUUCGUCCUCCUCGGCCAGCGAUACACUGCCGGGUUUGCGCUCCCGCUUCAGCGUGCGUUCAUUUCAUGGUCUGGUCGCCGCCUUGGUAACGACGCCGGUGACAUCGAAGAGCUCAAGGCCCGCGUCCCCGAGGCGAAGUACAUCUGGUCGACCUACAUCGCUCUCACCCUUGGAAUGGCUAUCCCGACGCUGUACAUGCAGGUCGAGAAGUUUGCGUACCCAGCACUCAGUAUCUGGCAGCCGUUCCCUCUCUACGUGCUCGCGCUGAACAUUAUUCUCCCGCCCCUCUUCUCGUGGACGCGCAACCGCUACAUCCCCACCGUACUCCUGACUGCUCUCCUGGUCUUUGCCUCGGCCCGCAGCAACCACGAGCUCGUUAAGGGUAUCGCGGCCGGCCAGAUCAACCUCCGCGAGGUCUUCCUCCUCGACCAGCCCAAGGACACUUUGACGUUGUCGCACGGUGCUCACGUUCUUUUCGCCAUUGACAUGGCUGCCGUCUUUCUUCUCAGCACCUUCACUGUGCUCUUCGGGUACGGCGCUGGCAUUGGCGGUUUCAUCGCCUCUGCGCUUCCGUUCGCCGCUGCGACUGCCCUGCUUGGCCCGGGAGGCUCGUUCGCCCUCUUCUGGGGCAUUAAGGAGCUCGGCCGCCAGCGCGCUCUCGCCAAGGCGACCCCGACUCUGGGCAAGAUCAAGACAAACUAA
Trichosporon asahii var. asahii CBS 2479 is the source of this 1080-nucleotide messenger RNA. RefSeq lists its product as uncharacterized. The transcript is spliced from 2 exons. NCBI's taxonomy places the organism in Eukaryota, Fungi, Basidiomycota, Tremellomycetes, Trichosporonales, Trichosporonaceae. The coding region runs from base 1 to 1080 and encodes 359 amino acids. The record is from RefSeq and is a predicted model, not a curated record.